CGCUUUGUGUCGCCGUGCCUCGCAUAGUGCGUUCCAAGCCUUAAGCUCUCCCUUCUCCCUCUCCCUCUCGCUCUCUACCCUCCUCACCCUCCUGGGCGCGUCCUUUACAUCUCCCUCCCUUCGUCUCACCCCUGCCCCGCCCUCCCUCUCACUGGGUCCCGCUUCUCUUUCACCUCUUUUGGUCUCAUUCGUGCUAAGGGUUGCUUGAGAGCUGGUGGUCGCCUUUUCGUGCACGUUCGACGCCUGAGUGGAGGAUGAUGAGAGUGCACUUGCGGGUGAGCAGCAUGUGCGGCGAUGUGUGUGGUGUGUUGAAAGCCAAGGAGUUGGAUACUUGGAUGGUCUGAGUGCGUCGGGGGGUAGUAGCUGUGGUUGGUGGCUCUGGUUUGGGUUCGGUUUCGAGGGGGGUAGGGUGGGGAGACAAUUUGGGGAUGCUCGAGGAGGUGUUGUGUACAGAACGCCGGGCGGGUUUCUUGGAGAGAAAGUGGUGCGUAUCGAGUAUUGCCCGAGUGUCGUCGUGGAGGAGGAGAAUAAUUUUUCCCUAGUGGAAGUGCAAUUUUGUCGAUGUGAAGAGAUUUUGGGCAUCACUGGCCGAGCUGGGAGAUUUGUUGGUUAAGUGGGGAUUUGGUUGAAAGAGGAGGGAAGUUUUUUUUCAAAACUUCUUUGGUAUCCAUAUUUCUUCCUAUGCUCCUCUUUCUGGCCCUAUACGCCGGGGCUGUUCGUGUUGGUGAAGUUCGACCACUUGCGUGUAAACACCGAGGCUGAACUUUGUCGAUUACCCCGCGUAUGGAGAAUUGAAUUCUGGUACUCGCUUUCCCGCCCUGGAUGUUCUCUCUCUCUCUUCCCUAUAUUUAGCCGUAGACAAACUUUCUCUUCCUCCCGUUCCCAGUUUGUGGUGAUUACUGCGUCGUGGUUUGAUUUAGUAAUCGCCUCCUCUGUCUCCCCUUGCUAACUGGUGGCAUGAACGUGCUGGAUUGCACAGAAUAAUUUAGUAUUGAUGAUUUGCCUGAACAGAUUGUUCCCAGGCUUUUAAACCGUUUUUACGAUGUGAAAAUUGGGAUCUCUGAGCCGUGUGUCGUGUCGUAAGUAGACUACUAUUUUUAUAAUUAGCGUUUUCAGAUUUCGCUCAAGCCUUGGGCUGUGAUUGAUCUUGAGGGUUCAAGAAUGAUAGGAUUGUGUGAAUUGUUGCGAGACAUUGAGACAUUGCUUGCUGUUGUGAGAGUGCUAAAAGAAAGGUAAAGAGUGGAAACAGCUGCUGAAAUGCGCCCAGCCAGAGAAUAUUGUCGCCGCAGUUGAUUUUCUGCGGAGAGUUGAAUAUGGGCUUUAUGAAGAAAUCGGUUUUUGAGUUCAAGACACCCCACAUAGAAACUGCAGAAGUGGAAGCUGCUUCUAAAGCAGGGAGGAACUAUAAGCAAGUUCGCUAUUAAAUCCCCGAGGAAGAACGAAUAUAUUUAGAGGAGAUGAGUGCCAAGAUUGGUAUUUGAAAUUUGUUCUGCUGAGGGAAUAGCCUGUACAGCUCUCAGACAUCGUCGAUCUCGACGCACAGCCGGACUGCGAAAGGAUUAUCAAUGCUUCCCGCCUCAUCUCGAGCAUCAGAACACACGGAUAGGAAAGCAUCCGACGUGGUAGAGCCUCACGUGUUCUCGAUCGACCAUCAAAUGCCUCUUCCUUCGUCGUCGAGCGAGAAGCAGCUAGUUGCCCCUAAACACAAAGACAAACCAGUGACAGCGUCGCCAGGGAGGCGUUACAUCAUUGACAAGUCAGCCUCGGUCGUGUCGCUGAGCCAUUCUUUAGACUCCCCGCACUCGCGAAUUUCCUCCCCUUUGGUCGCCUUCCACCAAUCCAUGUCCACUUUGCAGGCCUCGUCCGCGAAGAACCUAGAAAAUGGAAGUAAUUCGGGCGCCAUGGGUGAGGGCGCAGACGAAGAGGACAAGAAGCUACGGGAGAAUCACAAGAAGAGGAGCAAGAAUUGGACGCGGCCAGAGUCGCUUCAGUUGAUUCGCCUCCGCACACAGCUUGAACCGAGAUUUUCCAAGAGCGGUCGCAAGACCGAGCUCUGGGACGAGAUUGCGGAAGCCUUGCACAAGAAGAAUUUCACCCGCGACGCACAGCAGUGCCGAGACAAAUGGGAGAAGCUGACCGCUGGGUACAAGGAAGUGCGAGAUGGGAUAAAGGACAAGGAAGAUAAUCCUUUCUACGACGAGCUCCAUUCUCUUCUCUCCGGGAAGUCCAUGAAGCGGGACCGAGAGAAGGAGCGCGACGAUCUGCCAGUCCAGGAACCUCCGAAGUCUUCAACCCAAGACACCGUCACUGUGAUAGAGCAGGACAAAGUGGAAUCUCUUCCGAAGACUAGCGAAACGCACGAAGAGGAUCAUGACGAAGCAGCCGGCGACGAGUCUGCUCGGAAGAAGAGACGGCCCGAGCCCAAGUUCGUGACAGUCACAGACAUUGAAUCUGUUCAGAGAGUGCUCGAGACCGUCAUCACCCGGCAGCAAAUUUUUUUCCGGGAGCUUUUGGACGCUAUGGAGCGGAAAGAACAGAUGCGGGAGCAGAUGCGGCAGGAGAAGGAAGACAAAUGGCGGGCUGAGGAACGAGCUCACCGGGGGGUGUUCAACAACGCAAUGAUUGUUCUUACUCAGAAGCUUGUGGGUGAGCAGAUGGGUGCAAGCUUGGCGAUGGCGUCCACUGCCACCGCUGCCCCUCAGACGGAGAUCCCCCCACCUCUCCCUCCAGCAGUAAACAGCCCUGAAGGCCCCUUGGGCGUCCCCAAGCGCCGCUCUAAGAACUGGAAACGGACUGAAGUUCUCCAGUUCAUCAAACUGCGCGGGGAGAUGGACAGCCGGUUUGCGCAUUCCACCCGCCGUGCAGCUCUCUGGGACGGGCUUGCGGAGCGGCUCUUGGUGCAAGGAAUCAAGCGGGAUGGUAAGCAAUGCAGAGAGAAGUGGGACAAGCUUAUGGCCGAGUACAAGGAUGUCACGGAUGGAAAGCGAGAUCAGCGAGAGAGCCCCUACUAUUCUGAACUCACUGCAAUCCUUGGCCGCCCAGUUGAAGCUCCAUGAUUUAGAUUGCGCUAUCUCCCCCGUCGCUACCAAUACGAAUAGAACGGAGAUGAAGCUUGGAUGAGACCCACCUAACCAGGUAUGCAAAAACGUUGAAUGGGUUGACAAGGAUCUCAGACAUUUUGCUCCAUGAAAAUUCAGCCAUGCAGUGCAUAAAAACAUCACGUGAUUGAAGCUGUCGACGUUAGUGGUGUUUAACUUCCGCCUGGCAAAGAUAAUAAUUUCGGACUACUAGGAGCCUUACAGCUAUGGAAUUUAUUGACAGGGGUGCUGAUGGUUGUGAAGCAUAUCACACGGUGGGAAGAACAUUGGUUGGGUUACCUUGAUUGUAAGGAGCCCCUCAGUGGAAAGAAAGCAUUAGUCUAUUAGCCGUGGCAUGUUUUCCCUGUUAAAUGGAUUCGUUUCACUCAUGUUUAGUGUAGUUUAUCGAGUCCUGCAGCUUGGGUUGUUACCCCAUCCCGCUAUCAUUUGGGACAUUCUUUUGUAUAUAAUGUAAGUUAUCGAGACGGGCUUUUAAACUCU
Molecule: messenger RNA, 3578 nt
Organism: Physcomitrium patens
Lineage: Eukaryota; Viridiplantae; Streptophyta; Bryopsida; Funariales; Funariaceae
Source: RefSeq, a predicted model, not a curated record